UCUUCUCCCUUCUCGCACGGCCCUCCUCGCUUCUCCCCUCCUCUCCCUCUCCUUCUCCCCGCGACGCCGCCGCCUCCCACCUCGCCGUGCCCAGGAUGUGGGGCAGCACUGAGGGCGGGACGCCGGAGGUCACCCUAGAGACCUCCAUGGGCGCCAUCACCGUCGAGAUGUACUACAAGCACGCGCCCAAGACCUGCCGGAACUUCGUCGAGCUCGCGCGCCGCGGAUACUACAACGACGUCAUCUUCCACCGCAUCAUCAAGGAUUUCAUCGUGCAAGGUGGGGAUCCUACUGGAACCGGCAGGGGUGGCGAGUCCAUCUAUGGAGUAAAGUUUGAGGAUGAGAUAAAGUCGGAGUUGAAGCACACCGGGGCUGGAAUUCUGUCCAUGGCGAACGCUGGUCCAAAUACAAAUGGAAGCCAGUUCUUCAUAACUCUUGCGCCUUGUCAGUCACUUGAUGGAAAGCAUACAAUUUUUGGGAGGGUAUGCAGAGGCAUGGAAAUUGUUAAGCGCCUUGGAAGUGUGCAGACUGACAAAAAUGACAGGCCCAUCCAUGAAGUGAAAAUCCUUCGAGCCAUCGUCAAAGAUUGAGAUUGAAGCUUGACGUGCUGAGUUUGGCUCUGUGAACUGUGCUUGUGCCAGUUUAGGUUUAAUGAUCCUGAAAGUGGUGCCAUUCGGGAAAAAAGAUUGAGAAACAGCCUGGUUAUGGGUUGUACUACUGUUAUAUAAAAUUCAUCAAGUGGUGAAUCUUAUCUCUCGAUCUGUCUGACUUGAAAACAUACCUGAUGAGUUAAUCAGAUCAUCAAGUGGUGCAUCCAACCAAACAUAUCCUCCUCUAGUAGAAAAUAAUAUUGCGUUGAACAUGCAGUUUCAUUUGGACCUCAGAAGCAGUGCAGCCUUCUUCCACUUUUAGAAAGCCUGUUGUAGCCUUCUUUUCCUUUCUUUUCCCCGAAGCUUGACCUGGGAUGGAAGAAGGCUCCAGCAGGUGAGAGAGAGCCGAGCUCUGACUUCCCAAUGUAUAUGUUGUAGCCUUGCUAUUUGUGUGUGCCA
Molecule: messenger RNA, 1049 nt
Organism: Setaria italica (foxtail millet)
Lineage: Eukaryota; Viridiplantae; Streptophyta; Magnoliopsida; Poales; Poaceae
Product: peptidyl-prolyl cis-trans isomerase CYP18-2
Exons: 6
Coding region: 96-590 (164 amino acids)
Biological process (GO): protein peptidyl-prolyl isomerization; protein folding
Cellular component (GO): catalytic step 2 spliceosome
Molecular function (GO): peptidyl-prolyl cis-trans isomerase activity
Source: RefSeq, a predicted model, not a curated record